Messenger RNA from Dromaius novaehollandiae (emu), 3388 nucleotides. RefSeq names its product solute carrier family 49 member 3 (gene SLC49A3). Gene Ontology annotation, cellular component: membrane. The coding region runs from base 83 to 1501 and encodes 472 amino acids. Gene Ontology annotation, molecular function: transmembrane transporter activity. The transcript is spliced from 10 exons. The record is from RefSeq and is a predicted model, not a curated record. Lineage: Eukaryota; Metazoa; Chordata; Aves; Casuariiformes; Dromaiidae. Gene Ontology annotation, biological process: transmembrane transport.
GCUCGCCCGGGGCCGCCCCGGGGAGGGCGCAGUGGGGCCGGGCCGGGCCGGGCCGGGCCGAGCCGAGGCAAGGCGCAGCGGGAUGGAGGGGGGCGAGGCGGCCAGCCUGCUGGGGGAGCGCAGCCCGGGCCGGCCGGCCCAGCUCAAGACCUACCGGCGGCGCUGGUUCCUGCUGGCCGUGGUGUGCCUGCUCAACUGCUCCAACGCCAUGCUGUGGCUGACGUUUGCUCCUGUGGCUGAUAAGACAGCUUCCUACUUCCACAUUUCCCUGGAGACAGUCAACUGGCUCUCACUCGUGUACCUUCUCAUCUCGAUCCCAUUUGGGCUGGUGGCGACAUGGGUCCUCGACAGCGUGGGGCUCAGAUGGGCUGUGACCCUGAGUGCAUGGCUGAACAUGACAGGUAGCAUCAUCCGGAUGUUCAGCGUCCUGAAGUUCCUGAGUCUGGGCUCCCAGAGUUACUGGUACCUGUUUGUUGGACAAUGCCUCUGUGCGCUGGCACAGCCCCUUGUCAUCUUUUCACCAACAAAACUGGCAGCACUAUGGUUCCCGGACCACCAGAGAGCAACAGCAAACAUGGUCGCAUCAAUGUCCAAUCCCUUGGGUAUUCUCAUAGCAAACGUGCUGUCACCUGCACUAGUUCCAGAAGGAAAGCACAUUCCACUGAUGCUGGGUGUUUAUGCCAUCCCAGCAGUAACAGCCUGUGCUCUAGCAACCACUGGGAUUCACGAGAAGGUUCCUCCAACACCUCCUUCUGCCAGUGCCACUAACUCCACCUCCCAGCCAUUCCUCACAGGGCUUAAAAUGCUCCUGAGAAACAAGUCAUACAUCAUCCUGGCUGUGUGCUUUGGAGGAGGAAUUGGGAUGUUCACCUGCUUUUCAUCUCUGCUGGAACAGAUCCUCUGCGAAAAAGGAUAUUCAAAUGUAUUUGCUGGCCUGAAUGGUGCACUGUUCACCAUGUGCGGUUUGCUGGGUGCCUUCCUACUAGGACUGUAUGUUGACCGAACAAGGAGGUUUAUAGAGUCCACCAAGAUCUGUUUCUGUCUGAGUGCACUUGCUAGCAUCGUGUUUGCAGUGGCGUCUCGGUUCAGACACCAGGCCAUAACGCUGGCCAUAGCCAGCUCGCUGUUUGGGUUCUUCGGUUUUGCCAUCUACCCCGUUGCCAUGGAGCUGGCUGUGGAGUGCUCCUACCCUGUGGGAGAGGGCACAUCUACAGGCCUGAUUUUUGUUGCAAGCCAGGUCCAAGGUGUGAUUUUAAUGAUUCUGCUGCAAGCCCUCACCGUGCGGGUUUCUGAGGACCCAUCCUCCGCCUGUGCCCUCAACCAAGACGGAGCCCUGGACUGGACCAUCCCAACACUGCUGCUGGCUGGGCUCUGCAGUGCCAUGGCUUGCUUCUACGUCAUCUUCUUCAACACUGACUACAAGCGGCUCCAUGCUGAGGCAAACAGUGGCACUUUGGUCAGUGCAGAAGAUACGGCGGCAGCAGCUGCUCCUGAAGCCUAACCAGGCUGAAAAGGGCACACCAACGGCCGGUUAAGGAAGGAGUCAGGUCUGCGGGCAGGGGCUGUGACUGUGAGUGCUCACCUGAAAUGCUGGGAUGUCUGGGUCCUGUUAUACAACAGGCAGCCUGGAUUUCACAAGAAAAGGGCCAGAGCAGAGCUACUGGGGUGCCCUUCCUGAGCUUCCCCAACUCUUGUAUUUAUUUCUCAGGCUGGGGUGUAGGGUACAGGGUGGUUGUGCUGCCAGAAAGGUCAGAGGGGGUUGGACAACUGCAGAGGUACAACAGGUAUUUUCAGCUGUCUUGAUUCAAGCUAAAGGAAUGUUGCAGAGAAGAGGAGCAUCACAUAUUUCAGCCAUUUUUUUGUUUUCAUGUGCUUGGACCUGGGGUGAAGCUCUCAGAGGGGUGGAAGCCAUGCCUAUCACAAAGCUGUCAGAAAAUUAGCUUGCAAGUACUGUGGUUCUUGUAUAGCUUGACACUCUCCCCCCCCCCUCUAACCUGGAGCUAGUUGUGCCUCUUGCUUGGCUAAAGGGUGGUAGGAGCUAGAGCAUCUUUCUGUUGCAGGACGGAGGGCACAGGCAUGUCAUCUGUAGUAUGAGUCUGUUCCGAUGAGCCACAUUGCGCUCUCCUACAGAUGGCAAAAGGAAAGCUCUGCCUGCAGGGCCGACCAUGAAAGAGGAAAUCAGUAAGCAGCGGAUGCUAAAUGUGGCAGCCUUGCUUGCCGUUUCUAGUCCCUUGCCAAAUGUCAAGACAUCCAGGAUCAGUUUGUUUUGCCUUGUGCUCCUGUUGUCUCACCAUCUCUCCUGCUGUUCCAAUGGUUCAGAUUUUCCACGGGAGGAUGAACCUGCCACUGUAAGAUCAAAGCUGUGUACCCUCCCCAGACCAAGAUUUGUGCUCUUCUACAGGGGAACACUGAGAGGGCAGCUUACUUUCUGGAAAAUGACACAGCAGUGCCUUGGGGGGAAGGUGGCAAGAAAACAGGCAAAGGUGACCACAUAACGAGUGCAGGGAGUCUUCACAAGUUUCUGCGAAUGAUACGAGUGGUUUUGAGGAAGGCCAAGUAAGGAGCACAGGCAUCUUCCAGAUCCCGCUGCAAUUGACAGCUGUCCUUCAGUGUUUGAAGAGAUGGGCAGAUGCACAAAAGGUCCCCUUUGGAGUUCAGUUACCACAAUUGCAAGGGGUACAAGUGAGCUUUUCUGCCUUCUACAAACAGCUAUACUUGCACUGCAAUCCACUGUCCUGCUUCGUUAUUCACGUCUAGGUAUACAGCCUGAGCACUUGUACUCCUAUGGCAUUUCUGUGCUAGAAGAAAUAAGGCAGGUUGGGCUGGGUGAGGCUUUGUAUCAUGAGUUUGCAAGGAGGUCUCAGCACUUUUGUUAAUCAAGGGAAAUUGUUGCAAAUUUGAGCUCUGAAGAUGAAGUGACUACCUUUCUCCAGUCUAGCUAGAGCACUACGCAAAGCAAAGGAUGCACUUCUCCUGGGGAACACCGUGCAGGGGAGCUCUCUCACCACCUGGAGUCUCCUUUCCAUCUGCAACUAGAAAGCUCUCGCUCUGGAAGACACCGAGCUGCAUCCAGAAAGAGCUUGCUAGUUCCUACAGCUGCAGCCCUGCUGUCACCAGUAAUCACUAACUUCUAUCAAAAGGAGCAGGAAGGAAGAUGAGUUCAAACCAAAUGAACGUGGACAUGUCAGAGGAGUUGGAUUCGCUGACUUUUUCAAAACUAACUUGUCAGUUCUGCAACCCUGGACCUCAUAUACUGAACAGAUUAACACCAACUUUACCUGUCACUCCUGAGUCCCGCUGUACUGGGAAGCAAGAAGCACUUGGUGCUUGAUGAUUUUAUGUCUUUACAGACACUCCUGUCUUUUGAAUAAAGGGCAGUUUAAGGAAA